Molecule: messenger RNA, 2331 nt
Organism: Ostreococcus tauri
Lineage: Eukaryota; Viridiplantae; Chlorophyta; Mamiellophyceae; Mamiellales; Bathycoccaceae
Product: Oligosaccharyl transferase, STT3 subunit
Exons: 1
Coding region: 1-2331 (776 amino acids)
Cellular component (GO): membrane
Molecular function (GO): oligosaccharyl transferase activity
Source: RefSeq, a predicted model, not a curated record
AUGCAGCGUCUGGUUGACCUCACCCCGGGCGGGUUCGUCCGCCUCAUCGCGCUCGCGAUCGCGAUCUACGCCGCGGUGGACAUUCGCCUGUACGCCGUGCGAGAGUACGGGCGAAUCAUCCACGAGUUCGAUCCGUGGUUCAACUUUCGAGCCACGGUGUACCUCGCGGAUAACGGAUGGAAUAAGUUUAAGACGUGGUUCGAUUACAUGUCGUGGUACCCGCUCGGACGACCGGUGGGGACGACGAUCUAUCCGGGGAUGCAGAUCACCGCCGUGGCGCUGUGGAGAGCGUUAAACGCGCUUGGGAUUGAGAUGUCCCUGAACGACGUGUGCGUGUUUUUCCCGGCGUGGUUCGGGGCGGUGGCGACGUUCUUAGUCGCGAUGUUAACGAAGGAGUGCAGCGGGAGCGGUACCGCGGCGGUGGCGGCGGCGCUGGUGAUGGCCAUCGUCCCGGCGCACACGAUGCGGUCGGUCGCGGGAGGAUACGAUAACGAGUCCCUGGCGGUGACAGCCAUGUGCCUGACGUUCUACACGUGGUGCCGAUCGUUGAGAAAUCCAGAGUCUUGGUGGAUCGGCGGUCUCGCCGGAUUGGCGUACACGUACAUGGUGGCCGCGUGGGGAGGGUACACGUUCGUGCUCAACAUGGUCGGGUUGCACGCCGCCGUGCUGGUGAUUUACAAACGCUACAGCUCAUCUUUGCACAAGGCGUACUCGUUGUUCUUCAUCGUCGGGACGAUCGGGGCGUUGCAGUUCCCCGUCGUCGGGACGCUUCCUUUUACGUCCGCCGAGCAACUUGGCCCCAUGGCCGUCUUCCUCGGUUUCCAAGUUCUCGAGUUGACCGAGCGCACGAUGCAGCCGGAUUUGAGCAAGCGCGCCAAGUGGCAGAGACGCAUUCGUAUGUAUGCACUCGCCGUCGUCGCGGCGGUCGCGGCGCUCACCGCGCUCGUCGUGGGCGGGUUGUACAACAUUAAUGGUCUCUCUGUCCGUGUGAAGAGCUUAUUCGUGAAGCAUACAAAGACGGGUAAUCCCCUCGUUGACAGCGUGGCGGAGCAUCAACCCGGGAACGCCGAUUCUUACUACCGUUUCUUGCACUUCAACUAUUACAUCGCGCCGAUCGGAUUCAUCUUUUCGGUCGUGCACUUCGUCUUUGACGGAUCCGCGGGCGCGAUGUUCUUGCCACUGUACGGUUUGGUGGCGUACUACUUUGCCAACCGUAUGGUUCGUCUUAUCAUCUUCCUCGGUCCCGUCGCCGCGUGUUUGGUUGGCGUCUGCGUCGGUUACGCCGUCGAGGACGCCAUUCGCAUCAUGAAGACGAGCGAUGAAACCACAGAGGAACCCGAGAAGGAGAAGGAAGUGCCCCUCUCUGCGAAAAAACGGGCGAAGCAGGCAAACAAGAAAAAAACGGAGAAUCUAACCGUCAUGAUCAAGAAAGAACUCGACAUGGCGUACCGUAGUCCCGUCGCUCGCACUGUACGACUCGUUUUUAUCGCUCUCGGUGCGGUUUACAUCAUCAGUAAGGCUCCGACGUUCUACACCUACUCGCACGCGAUGGCUCAGGGCAUGUCGCAACCAAGCAUUAUGUUCAAGGGACAGCUCCAAGACGGCACUUCCGUCAUGGUUAAGGAUUACGUCGAGGCGUACGACUGGCUCAGAACGCAAACUCCCGAAGAUGCUCGCGUGAUGGCCUGGUGGGACUAUGGUUAUCAAAUCACUGGCAUCGGCAAUCGCACGUCCAUCGCCGAUGGCAACACGUGGAACCACGAACACAUCGCCAACUUGGCGCGCAUGCUCACCUCCGAGGAAGAGAAGGCGCACAAGGUUAUUCGACACUUGGCUGACUACGUGCUCGUUUGGGCUGGCGGUGGAGGUGACGACAUGGCCAAGAGUCCGCACUUGUUCCGCAUCGGCGCCUCGAUCGGCAGUGGUCGCGCCACAGCUGUCGAGAUGGAAAAGAUCACCAGCACGUUCGGCGUCGAUCGUUACGGUCAACCGACGCCGAAGAUGGCAGCGUCUUUGUUGUUUAAGCUCGUAUCCCCGCAAGGGCGAGUGAGCCCGGAGCGAUUCCAAGAAGUGUACACUUCAAAGUAUCGCAAGGUUCGCAUUUACAAGGUUGUCAACGUGGACGAAGAAUCCAAGGCGUGGAUCGCGGACCCCGCCAACCGCAUGUGUGACAACGCAGAUGGCAGUGGCUUCUGCCCGGGGGCUUACCCGCCGGCGCUGCGAAAGUACCCAUCCAUCAUCAAGCCCGCGUACAAGAUUCCUGCUUGGAUCAAAGAAAAGCGAGCCACUGAGAAAAGCGAGAGAAAGGCUGCGCAAAAGGAUGAACUCUAA